Eimeria maxima is the source of this 1500-nucleotide messenger RNA. RefSeq lists its product as hypothetical. Bases 1 to 1500 code for a protein of 499 amino acids. Lineage: Eukaryota; Apicomplexa; Conoidasida; Eucoccidiorida; Eimeriidae. The transcript is spliced from 5 exons. The record is from RefSeq and is a predicted model, not a curated record.
AUGGAUUCAUUAUAUAAUUUUUCUUUACCUGCAGCAGGAGACCCUUUGUCCCUACAAAGGGAGGAGACACCUACAUUUAGGGAACUGCAGCAAACAGAUCUACGUGUCUCCCUCUCUGCUGUACAGACAGCUGAAUGCAUGCAGGAUGGGGCUUUCCAACGAACUCUUAGACAGCUGCAGCAACUGCUGCAGCAUCAGCAACAACCACCGCAGCAACAGCAACUGCAGCAGCAAGAAUUUCUUACACUGCAGCAGCAGCAGCAGCAGCAGCAGCAGCAGCAGCCGCCACAAGUUCGUGCCCUUGAAUUUCUUACACAAUCCAACUUUGAUGAUUUCUUUUGUCUCCUUAAGUGUUGGCUACGUGGCCCUGAAGGUCCAAGACAGCCCCUGCUGCAGCAGCAACUUGCUGCUUUGCUGCAGCAGCUAGGGGAGACAGUUUGUGCUGCUGCUGCUGCUCUCCCUACAGAGGAUAGACCCCAAGGAAGAUUAGAUUUGCUGCUGCAGAUGCAGCGGCGUGUGCUGCUGCAGCCGCAGCAGCAGCAAGACGAUGAUGACCAACAAGACCACCACCACCACCAACAGCAGCAGCAGCAGCAGCAGCAGCAGCAGGAAGGAGACACAGAGGAGACAGGCAGCAAUGCUGUUAAGGCAUUAAGGGCAGCAGAGGCACAAGAGGGAGUAACUGAAGGUCGUAAAAGAAGCAGGAAGGGACAAAGUGUCUCUAAGAGCAGCAACAGAGACAGGGGAGAAUUAGGAGACACGCAGCAAUCUGCUGCUGCUGCUGCAGCAGCAGCAGCAGCAGAUGCAACAGAUCAUCUACUGUCUCUUCUUACUGUCCUUGUAGAAACAGCUAAGAGACUAGCACAGUCCGAAGCAAAUUGGCGGCUGUUUUCUGCUGCUAAGGGGGAGGAGUUGCAUACACUGCAGCAGCAGCAGCAGCUGCUGCUGCAUGUAUUCCUGAUGGGUAUUUCCUUGAAUAGAGAGAACAGCAGCAGCAGCAUAAUCAACAGCAGCAGCAGCAGCAGCAGCAGCAGCAAGAGACUAAUAAUGCCAGAAGCAGCAGAUGCUGUUGUUGCUGCAGCAAAAGACGGACUUAAAAGUUUGCUGCUGCUGCUAGAGCAGCAGCUAAAGUUGCUGCUGCAGCGGAAGCGUCAGGAAGCAGCACAGCAGCAGCAGCAGGAACAACAGCAGCAGCAGCAGCAACAGCAGCAGCGGGAGACAACAGCAACAGAUUCGGAUCUACAGGAAGAAGAGACACCUGAGGAAGGAGCAGCAGCAAUAAAAAAGGAGGCAAAAGAUGCAGAGACACCGCAGCAGCAGCAGCAGCAGCAGCAACAGCAACAACAGCCAGAGGAAUUUACUAGCGAAGAAAUGGAGACACUAUUGAUGGAGUCUGCAACAGAGGAGACACUUCUUUGGGUGUCUCCUCUUAAGUCUGUCCUGCUGCAGCAAGAGUUCGAAGUUAUUGUUAAAAUAUUAUACUCUAUUGUAAGGGUUUAG